AUGUUUUCUCAAGGAGAGGAGACGAAAAUUUACUUUCCCGAGUUUAUGCUGAAUGGUUCUGGCUGCUACAACAUCGCCGAAGGAGAUUCCUUGGGUCUGAAUUACAUGAAUAAUCUAAGAAAACAAUUUUUAAAUUUUAAGAGCCUUCAAAAGAAUCAUGUGGACGAUGCGAAGGUUGAUUGUCAGAAGAGUGUGGGAUGCGGAGUGCAUGCAGUUGGUGUCGGAAACCCAAGUGGGAAUGACAGUGGCCACGGAAAUAUGAAUAGAUAUAAGAGUGGGGAGGUUAGCGGAGAGGUCACCCAGGAGGUUUCCGGUAUGAUGAACGGAAAAGGUAUCGUAGAACGUAUGUCGCAGAGCAAUGGAGAAACCCCCGAGGAAGGAACUGCAGGCCCCAGAGGCAAACAGGACAGAGGAGAGUUAGCCAUCGGAUUGGAGAACAAAAGCUCCAUGAACCCCGACGUGUACUACAAGAAGGAAAAAUCGGGCAACAAAAGUGCCAACCCUCCAGUGAAAGCAGAGAAGAGGGACCGCACUCCCAGCGACUACCUUAACAUGAAGAAGAGCAAACUGAUUAACAACUUAAAUUUUUUCAUGCGCGUCUGUUGCAACAAGAACUCAUAUAUAAAAUUCAUUAAUCACUACUUUAACAUAAUUUAUUGCAACAACAUCAGCCUACUAUUUAUGUAUGAGGGUAUUUUGCAAAAGUUCGAUGAGCGGAAUGAAAUGAAUUUAACGGAGAAUGAUUAUUACAAUGGGUAUGUGAAACUGAACCAGGUGCCUAUAGUGAUAUAUGGAAAUGGGGGUAGUGUGAGUGAAAGGAAUGGAGCGGACGGGAGAAGUGGAGAUAACGGUGUAGGGGAUAACGAUGUAGGAGAUAACGGUGUAGGAGAUAACGGUGUAGGAGAUAAAGGUGUAGGGGGUAUCGGGACAAGCGACGUUUGUCCAAACGGAAGAAGUUCUGGAACCCCCCUGAGCGAAAUAAAAAUAGACAUGGACACGAAUCAAGAGCGCCUGAGAAACAAUUCUAACCUCGAAAGCAGCGUAUUGAAUUUCAUUAACAUUUACGAUAAUUUGACAGUCAACUUUUUCAAUCAUAUAUUCACUAAAAUUAACAACAAGGAAAUGAACAUACAUAAUUCGAACAUAGACCUUAUCAUACAUAAUUUUCUGCACAAGAAGCAUCUGCUAAAGGAAAAUAUUUUUAAUUUGUUACUAAACAUUAGUAAGUCUUAUGAAAUGAAAUAUAGUAGUAUUCUUGCAGAGAUAAAAAAUGACGAACACGUGAAGGAGAGAAAUGAGAAAAUAAUUUUCGAAAUGUUGAAGGACAAGGUGGAGGGGCGCUUCGGCGGUUAUAGAAGUAAGGGUCAAACCCCUUGGGCAGUGCAUUCUUCUGUGCGCGGCGAUGAGAGUAACGGUUUGUAUGGCGCGCUACAUGGAGAUCAUCUCGAUGUGUACCACGGAGCGGAGUACAAUUCCCAGAAUUUCUCCUCGUACGGUUCUUGCCAAAUAGGACUGACUCAUCCUUAUGAUCACAUGCAAGAGGGACAAACAAAAAGAGGAAUCGAGGGAGAUGCUGACAGCAUGGCCAAUUGGGGGAAUCCCGAAAUGCAUGAGUCAUCCCAUGGUGAGGUAAACGAGUUAGUAAAUAAAAACAAAGAAAGUGAAACAUCUGAUAUUUUUUGCGAAAUAAAAGAUUCAAAUAUGAACAAUAGCAAUUUUAACAACAUGAUUAGCAACAACACGGAUGCAACUACGACUACGGUAGGAAGUGGCACGUCUACAUCAACGGGGUGCACCACUGAGAAUGUGUACAGUCGUGGGGUGGAAAUGGCGUUAGAGGAGGGGGGUGCUCAUGUGGAGAACGCGAUUACCUCCACCAGUUCGGCCUACGAAUUUGGGGAGAACUGCACCCAAUGUGGGGGUACCAUGAAUAGCGGCGUUACGAUUAGCGGAAAGUGUGGCAACUCCUCCAACUGUGUGAACUUGCAUCCGAACGGAGAACAUACCAUGAUGCAAGACAUGAAAGAGAUGCUGAAUAAGGAAAUCGAAUCGUACGAAGGAUACUGUACCAAAGGAAUGGAGGAGGAAGCAGAUGAGCAAGUAAAGGGAAAAAAUGAAAACAUAGUAGAGAACAUUUACACGUUUUUAAAAAAUAAUGCAUUCAUUCCGAGAAAGAAUAUAUACACAGACUAUAUGGAAAACGGGAAUGAUAUUUUUUUUAGCAAAAUAAAAAAGAGCGAUAAAGCUACCUACUUUAGGCUGAUAGAAAGAUUCGACCGCAUGUACAAUUUUAUAAAUGAAUUCAGAAGUAACUAUUCGACCAAUGACAUGAGUGAAGAGAGGGCCACUCAAGAAAUCAGCGAACCAUUUCCAAGGUACAGAAAGAGAAGAUGUAGCCACGAUGAGGAUGAAUCAAGAAACGCAAGUCACACCAAGAGAUGCUUGCGGAAUUACAACAGUAAGAAGAAUCGACCGAUUAAAAGGAGCAAGAGGAUUAUAAAGAAGGCCGAAAUGUCUAGACUUAAAAAAAUGAAGUAG
This is a messenger RNA of Plasmodium knowlesi strain H, 2538 nucleotides long. Its product is annotated as conserved Plasmodium protein, unknown function. The record is from RefSeq and is a predicted model, not a curated record. Lineage: Eukaryota; Apicomplexa; Aconoidasida; Haemosporida; Plasmodiidae. The coding region runs from base 1 to 2538 and encodes 845 amino acids. The transcript has 2 exons.